Molecule: messenger RNA, 3850 nt
Organism: Spodoptera litura
Lineage: Eukaryota; Metazoa; Arthropoda; Insecta; Lepidoptera; Noctuidae
Source: RefSeq, a predicted model, not a curated record
GCGAGUCUAUAUUUAAUUAAAAAAUACAAUGAAAAAUCCGGAUAACAAAAACUGUGAAAAUAUUCAGAAAAACUAUUUGAGAGCAACAGACGAAACCCAUCGAUCUUACAUGGAAAACUUAAGCAUCGAUUUAAAUAAAAAUAAAUCAAAUAAACUUAAAUAUGGCAAUGUUAAUAAUCAGAAUCAACAGCCUACACUCGAAUUUUCCUUGUCCAGAUUCAGAGAUACAAAUAUACAGGUUCCGUUUACUAGACAUUCUAGCAUGCCAGAAAUAAAAACGCAUAAACCGAGAAAGACAACUCGAUCACGUCUUAUCAGUUGUCAAACAAGGCGACUAAAAAUAAUCCAGCAUAACCCUUUAGCAUCCAAGUUUAUUAUAAACAAAGUGUCUGAGCAUCGGUACAACAAAUAUCUUAAAGUCACCAAUUACCCGAGUCAAACUAAAUGGAAAGUGUACAGGUGUGAAUUGAACGACAACCAAGACAACAGUAGUUGUUCUUGUAAUUCUAAUGCUAUGUUGGAAGUAAUGAAGGAUAUGUAUUCACGGUUUAAAAACAAAAGAUAUGCUAACACGGCACCUACUAAUGGGCGAAGUGAAAAUAAGGAAUUAGAGCUCGAUAUACCCAGAUUAAAAGAAAAAACAGAAAAAAAUAAAAAUGCUGAAAAUACACCACAUGAUAAGAUGCUAGCAGAAAAAGAGAAUAUUUCAAGUGAAAAGUUUAUGGUGAAGCAAUCGUCAGAAAGAAAAACACCUCCGCUCAAAAAUUUCUUAAAUACAAUUAGAAAGGAGCGAAAAUUAUCAACAGAUCCAAAGUCAGGAUCUAGAAGAACUAAAAUACGUAAAUCUAAACCAUCCGGCAUUGACAAACCCCAAAUGUCUUUUGGUACUCCUGAAGAAAUAAUAUCGUCAGAGGAGACACUUAUUAGUAAUUUUCUAAAUGAAAUUAAGACUCCUUUGAAAAUAGAUUCCAAAAUGCUCCAAAAAGUAAGGGUGGUAGGACUCACAGACCCACUUGAAGGGAAGACUCCUGAACAAAAAGAAAAAAUAUUACGUUGCCUCAUAGUGCAUAGUAUUCCCCUGCCUGAUGGUAAAACAUCUUCUGAAAUAAAGGUGAUAGAUAAAAUUCGUAAAGAAGUAGGUUUACCUUUACAUCCUAAAACACAAAUUAUGAAAAAUAGGUACAUAGUUGCUGCUAAUACGGGCCUCAUGCAGCCAUUGGAAGGAAAAUCAGCAGAAGAAAAAAUAAAGAUUCUUCAAGGACUAGGAAAUUUAGGGAUUCCUUUACCAGAAGGUAGGACACCAUCAGAAAAAGCAUUAGUAACUAAAAUAAGAUUAAGAACGAAAGUCUUUUACAUUUCUGAUAGAUUAUCAGAAAAACUAAGAAAAGCAGAAGCUGCAGGUUUGCUGACACCACUCAAAGGAAAAACGGCUGAACAAAAGAAUAAUAUUUUAUCGAGUCUGGCUAUGCAGGGUAUUCCUCUUCCUGAGGGUCAAACGCCAUCAGAAAGAAAAUUUAUUGAGAAGGUGCGUGAUGACCUUGGUCUACCUGUUGAACCAAUAAAUAAAGCUAUCAGAGACAAACAUGAGCAAGCAGCUAGAACAGGAUUACUUUUACCGCUGGAAGGAAAAACAACAGAGGAAAAACAAAAAAUAUUAAUAGGUUUAUACAACAUGGGUAUACCGUUGCCAAGAGGCAGGACGCCUUCAGAGAAAAAUUAUAUAUCCACAAUAUUAUCAGCACCAAUCCAGCCAGGCCUUUUAACAAACUCAAAAAAGAAGAGUAAUCCUAAAUCUACUGGAUUUGCGCUCCUUGAAGGAAAAACAUCAACACAAAAAGUUAAAUUAUUAAAAGAGCUUGCAAUGCAUAAUAUUCCUUUGCCCGAAGCCAGAACACCGUCUGAGAUAAGGUUGAUUAAUAUGAUAUGCGCUCGACUUCCCCCAUUACCUAAGGAACUAACAAUGAAUGAAAGAUUUAUAAAAGCUGCUGAAACCGGUUUACUCGAUUUGCCUAAAGAAAAACCACAAGCUGAAAAAGACAAAGUCCUAUCUAGAUUAACUGAAUUAGGCAUAUCACUACCUGAAGAUUGCACGUCAUCAAAAAGCAUAUUGAUACAGAAAGCCAUAAAAGAACUGAGAAGACGAUCAUUAGAACAGUCAGUAGAAAAAGAAAACACAACCAAUGCCAAGUGUAACAGCAACGAUGAAGGCAUUAAAAAACCUUUACAAAUAAUACCUAAAACAAAAUUAAAAUCAAAAUUUCACCGAAUUAGAGAUUCCAAGAUUACAACGAAGCUUGAAGCGACAAUAACGCCUGACGAAAGUAAUAAAGUACCAACAUCUGAUAUCGACAACAAACUGCAAGAAGCUUUAGAGCAAAAGACUAAAAAUGAUUAUUUGAUAAUAUCAAAGCUAAAAAAAUUAAAAAAAGCGAAAGCUGCAAAUCUUUUUGCUAAUCUAGCCGGAAAGUCAAUUUCUGAAAAAGUAAAAUUAUUAAGAAGCAUCGUUGAAAGUGGUUUGCCAGUGCCUGAGGGUAAAACGGUAUCCGAAAAAGUCUUAAUAAGAAAAUUUAAGGCAGGAGCCGAUUUAUUACCUCACACAAAACCAUCAGAAAGGGUUGAGAAAAAAAAAGAAAAGAAAAUUGGCAUAUUAAAUUCAAAGAAAGUAGUGAAAGAGGACUCACCACAACAUUUGAAAGAUUAUAUUGGCUGCUCAUAUGAAAAGGAUCAAAUAGUUGAAAGUGAUAAGUUAUGUAUACAAACAAGUUUUCCUGAAUUUUCAGCACUCUAUACAGUACCUGGUGAACGUAGUCCUAGUGUUAGAAAUGAAACUUUCGCCGUCAGCGAAAGUCUUAGCGAAGGAAAAAGAGAUACAUGUAUAAGUGCUAUAGAUACACCGACACAUUCAAUCGUCUGUACUAACCGCAUGAUGCUUGAUGAAAUAAUGACAAGACUACACCACAGUGACCCGGUGUCCGACUAUUUCGGUAACUUCAGUGCAUCUCAAAAGUCCCGGUAUAAAGUUGAAACGUUUUGCAGUAAUUCUGGUAUAAAUUUAAGAGCCAAACUAUACUCGGCCAAAAGCGAAAAUUAUCAACAGAAUAGUUUAACGCCUUUUAAGCGGCAUACGAACAUUUCAGAAAGAAGAGAACCCAGUUCAGGUGACUUUAAAUCGACAGAUAGUGUUUAUAGAGAUCCAAACACACAGUCUGCAGCUGACACUUUAGAUUCUAUUGUAGUAAUAAAAAGUGAAACUUCAUUGUCCUUUAACUCCAGCCCAAGCAAUAGCAUGGAAACCGCCUGUAAGAUAUCUGAUAUGGGCAGUGGCAUCACAUCGUAUUCCUCAAAUUAUUCGAGUAUUCCAUCAACUGUCGACCUCAUGUGUGUAACUUCACUAGAAGAGCUUACAACAAGCUUGAAUAACAAGCUGAGAACCCAACCCGCAGUGAUUAACAAAAACAAAAAUCAAUUUAAUGCAACACAUCGUGAAUCUAUACAAGAAUUCACAAUAUUAAGAAUGUCUCAAACAAAUCUUCAACUCAAAAGCGAGGAAGGAAAAGCGAAGCAUUCAGCAGAACAUUUUACUAAGGAACCCGUGGUAGUUAUGGAUGAAUUUCCAAGUGAACUUGAUGUAUCAAAACUAAUGGAUAAAAUAAUGACUAAAAAGCGUUUUGCCGGCGCAUCAUCAAUAUUCAUAGUAGUACCAACGUCUGAUGAUGAAGAAGCAGAAAAUACUAGGAGGUUAAACUCCGCUACUAGUUUUCUAUCGAGUGAAUCUCCAUUGACAUCAAAAAGCACCAACGUGAAUAAAGGUAAGACUUUCAACGAUAUAAGUUUCUCAUUUUGUUUAUAA